This is a messenger RNA of Daphnia carinata, 3448 nucleotides long. RefSeq lists its product as uncharacterized. Lineage: Eukaryota; Metazoa; Arthropoda; Branchiopoda; Diplostraca; Daphniidae. The coding region runs from base 132 to 3347 and encodes 1071 amino acids. The transcript has 2 exons. The record is from RefSeq and is a predicted model, not a curated record.
UUCAAGAGAAACAAGUGAACUGAUUCAAGAGCUGAGCCGAGCUGAUAAAAGCUGCUGGAGCUCUGUUCGUGCCAUUCUUAGGCAGUGACGGCUGAACCCUUGUAUGCCAUUUGCUGAUCAGUGAGAUCAGGAUGAAAUUUCUGAAUCUCCUUUGCUACAGUUUGGCUGUGGCUAUGGUGGCGGGUGACUUAGUUAACGAUCACGAGGUCAAGGAGUAUCGGUUAGCCACCAAACGAUAUCAUCGGAAGAUCCGUUCCAGCAAAGAAGGAGACGAAUUUCCAUCCACUGUGGAAGAAUCAUCUUUCGUACAACAACCGGUCGAGCCUUUAAUUCUACAACCCAGUCCAUCCGCAAACGAACCAAUCGGUUCGGCGGCACCCAAUACUUCCUUCCUGCUGGAACUACCGUAUCCUUCGCAUUUCCUGGUCUCACUGCAGAUGCUUAACCUUUCACUUCCCUUUCUUGAUGCUGGCGUUGCAGUUCCAGAAGAUCCACCUACGCCGGAAUUCGACCUGAGUAAAGUCAUCAAAAAUCAACAAUUCCAACAGAGACCAACCGAAAAUCAAGAAAACGUUUCGCCUUCUUCCGUAGCACAAGAAGACAGGGGUGGAAGUCGGCGGCGUGCCAUUAACAGGAUAAGGCAUCGAAUGCCAGUCCGACGUUUACCUAAAAGAUCUGCUGACGUUGCUUCCACCACCUCUAAUACACCUAUAGGUAAACCUGUCAAAUUUCGUAACUGGAACGCCUCGGACCCAGCAUCUGUCCAUCGACGUCAAGAGUUCACGAACAAGCUUCGAUCGACUACAACGCCAAGGCCAACGUUCAUAAAAAAAUUUCAAUCGAAAUUGUUAGAUCGAAGGGUCAACGGAACCAAACUCCCUUCCGGUAAAUCGCCAUCACGUUCAUUUGAAUCUAAAAACGUAAAUCAUUCAACAAGUUUGGGACAAAUCGGAACUACCACUGAAAAACAAGAUUCAUUUGCUGCCAAUCGACCGAGUGGAACUUCAAAUCGGUUCGUAUAUCAGGCACCAGAUUAUGAAUCGCCGAAGACUCGGAUAGGGGGGUUCCGACCAAUUCAACCGAGGCCGUCGUUGAGUCCAAACAGACUUGGGCCAUCACUUGGUAGCUUCCCUUCAACCAUUUCACGUGAGAAAUUCGGCCGUCCUGGCGGGUUUGUCCCGAUUGUUUACCCCAACGAUGACAUGACAACAGAAACAGUGGUCAUUGGCUACGACUUCCCUCCGCCUUCGCGUCUUCGAUUCGCCACAUCGACCAGCACUACGCCCAGCCCCAUACAAAAAUCUCCACGUCUAUCUAAAUACAUUUCUCAGUUUCAUUCAGCUUCAACUUUCAAAGCUCAAAAGGAUACAGGUAGUAGCCAUCAGAAGUUCUUCGACGAAGAAGCUACCCAAAUUCAGAAGCCAGACAUUGCUGCCAGCGAAGCAAACAACAAAGAAGUUGUACCAGGAAGUAGCACUAGUAACGAUUUGCUCGUAUUGGCCACUUCGACCACUGAUCCGGUGACCGAUUUCGUUCCAAAUCCAAAAUAUCCAUCAUUUGAAUUGCCUUCCAGUGACGGUUCAUCGACAACGUCAACUCUCCCACCACCACUUUCUAUCGAGGAAUUGAUUAAAAAGUUUACUGGAAAAGAUUUCGUUGCUGAUCCAACAUCCACUAUUCCCACACCGACUUCUAUUCAACAUCCUUCACCCAUUCAGCCUAAAAGCAUAAGUAGCACUGUAGCCACAAUCAAAUCUACUUUAUCGGUUCCGGAAUUGGAAAAGUUCGAUGAUAUCGAAACCACUUUGAAACAGCUUUUGGUUGUGACAUCAGCAUCGGCUCAAAUCCUCAACAACAGCCAACCUUCCACUUCUGUUGAUGCACCGACAACUUCUACACCGUCAUCUACGACGACCAGCGAACCCAGUUUCACGCUGCCGGUGUUACCGACACCCAGCUUCAAUCCAAUAACCGAGAAAACGAUCUUUGUGCAACCAGAAAUCACAACUGGUCACACUGUCAUAGCCAAAGAGGCGAAUAGAUCAUCAUUUCUAUCCGGAUCCGAGAUUAGCAAAUCAUCGUCCCUUCCAUCAACCAUAGCUAAUUCAACUAGCCUACCAGAGCCGUCAAAUCAACCGGUUUCCGUUCAACGAGGACCCUUGGAAGUUUCUUCUUUUGACGGAUCGUUUGGUUCAGGAGUUGGUCAACAUCAGGGAGGAUUUAAUUUCCAAUCAUCGAAUUUUCCGCAACAGCAGUUUCAGUCCAACAAUUUUGGAGGAUACCCAGGAAGCUUCGGCGGUGGGGGCCAUCAGGGCGGUGGUGGAGGCGGCGAUUUCGGAGGGCAGCAGAAUCCUUACUUGUACAGUGGGGGAUUGUUCGCGGGUUCCGGAGGACAAGGUCAGUUUUCGAACUUCCAAAAUGGAUUUGACGGUACGCUACAUUAUAGUCCAACUGGGCCACCAGUGGGUGAUUCAAACGCCAUCACUCAAGGGUUAUCACUUUUAGCAAGCUUUGGUGGAUCGGGAGGAGGCCACCAGUUCGGGAUUCAACAAGCUCCUAGCUUUCAGCAGCCGUCAGGUUAUCAACAGGCCUUUAACGACUUUGUUCAUCCAUCAUCGGUUCAAGCAUCGUCGCAGAUCCAGACAACAGCGAGCUUCCCUUCGCAAGGAUUCUCUUCAUACUCACAAGGAUAUCCUUCUUUUAACCUUGUACAGCAACAACCUCAAUCCUUUGCCCAACCUCAGCCAUCCUAUUCUCAGCAACCCCAAAGCUAUCCGUCUCAGCAGCAGCAGCAGUUUUACGCGCCAUCUCAGCAGCAACCGUACCAACUCGUGAGCAGUAAUACGGGAUCUGGAUCAGGGCUGUAUCCUGUUCAGGUGGUGCAGUUCCAACAACAAGGCGUGGCUUAUCAGCCACCAGGUGCAUCUGCAGCCACAUCGGAAAGCUUACCUUCGAAUCAGGCCACUAUUAAUCCAUCUCAGUUUGGCACGCUUUUGUCCGGUCUGUCUUCGGUUGAUGCAUCUGGUCCAACGCCUGGAACGGCGUCCAUUACAAGUUUGACAGCUUCAACUAGUGGUGGCGAUGGCAUUAAAAGUAGUGGUGGUGAUGCCGGUAGUAGCCCGGUCAGUAAAGAGAAGUCAGUCGAUGCUGCCGCUUCGGAAUUGGUGGAGCUUCGUUCGAGACCAGUUGCGCAUUCAAUUUUUGCCGAUCAAGAAACAGAGGCUUCUGAGUCUGUGCAGCUCAUUUCUAUUGGUCCACACAUCGAUCGUUCAGAUACCGAUUCGUUAAAAUCGGGAACCAGAAGGUCGUUUUAUAACAGAGGACUUCGUUCUGGCUAUUAUCCAUAAAUCAAUCGUUUGUCCAUUUCAUUUAUAUAUACAUAGCUCAUCAUACGCCAAUAUGCUUAGUUUUGGUGGUUGCGAAUAAACGAUAGUCAGUUACAUUUUAA